Molecule: messenger RNA, 1216 nt
Organism: Trematosphaeria pertusa
Lineage: Eukaryota; Fungi; Ascomycota; Dothideomycetes; Pleosporales; Trematosphaeriaceae
Product: RNA-binding domain-containing protein
Exons: 6
Coding region: 329-805 (158 amino acids)
Molecular function (GO): RNA binding
Source: RefSeq, a predicted model, not a curated record
CUUCACUAUCCAGCCCGGCUGCACGACCACGCCUCCCUUGUUACGCACAUCCUUCUCCUCCGCCCUACACACAACACACAACACUCACCUGCGCCGCCUGUGCAAUCGUCUCCCGGCCCUGAGAUCAAAUGUUCGUUCCGUCACCUUGCUCCUUGUCGCACACCUCAUGGGGCCCGAACGGCUUCAUUGCACAAUCCUGUCUGCUCUCCCAGGGCGCUUCCCGCUCCCGCUGUUCUGAAGUCAUGUUACGAGGCUCUUUGUGUCGCGCGUUUUCUUUCUGUGCGAGUGCGUGAAUUGAGACCGUUCAGUGCUCCGUUCGAUCAACACCAUGUCGAAACUCUUCAUUGGUGGCCUUGCCUGGCAUACCGAUGACGCCACUCUGCGCCAGAAGUUCGAGGAGUUUGGCCAGGUCGAGGAAGCCGUCGUCGUGAAGGAUCGCGAUACCGGCCGCAGCCGCGGGUUCGGCUUUGUUCGAUUUGCGCAAGAAUCCGAAGCCGACGCCGCCAUGCAGAACAUGAACAACGUCGAGUUCGAUGGACGCACGAUCCGCGUGGACAAAGCUUCUGAUCGUUCCGGAGGCGGUGCCCCCCGAGGCGGCGGCGGUGGCGGAGGCUACGGUCAGUACCGUGGAGGUUACGGCGGCCAGUCAGGUUAUGGAGGACGUGGCGGUGGCGGCUACGGCGGCGGCGGUGGUGCCUCUUGGGGCGCACCACAACAAGGCGGCGGAUAUCCACCGCGAGGCGGCUAUGGCCAGGGAUACGGAGGGCAGGAAGGAGGACAACAAGGCGGCGGCGGCCAGUGGUAGACGUCUUCUGCCAGCACUCACCAAGGGUCCAUCUCAACCGUCGACCAUUGACGGAUAUGCACGGGACAUGAUUCACUCUCGGCUCUGCAUACACGCUUGGUGAUUGCUCGGACUCUUCUAGACUUUGUCUUCAUACUCUAUCGGACUUUAAUUGGCGCUGGCGACUCAAUGAGCUUCUACGAUUCUUCUGGCAGGUCGGAUUGAAGAUUGCAACUUGGGUUGGUAACUGAUGAGAGGAUUGAUACCCCUAUCUUUGAUUCAGGGCGUACUGCUACCACGGUACCUGCGUUUGUGCUUGGUCAAGUUCCUUCAUCACUCAUUACAAAAAUUCAUCUCCCGUUUCCCUGUCACGUAAACACAUGGAAGGACGUAAGGCAUAGCAAUGUCCAUGCAAAUGUCACCAUCAUUGGC